Molecule: messenger RNA, 2292 nt
Organism: Triticum turgidum subsp. durum (durum wheat)
Lineage: Eukaryota; Viridiplantae; Streptophyta; Magnoliopsida; Poales; Poaceae
Source: the annotation of a GenBank genome assembly
AUGGGCACAAUUCAACUCUCCUGCAUCCAGAUAGCCAUAGGCUUGCUCUUCCUCACUCAAGCCAAGAGCACCAAAGAGGAGACAUCUGCCCAUCGAAACUAUACCAUCACCAGCUGUAUUUCGGACGAGAGGUCUGCCCUUGUCACCUUCAGGGCAGGCCUCUCAGACACUGCAAACCGUCUUUCAUCAUGGAAGGGCGGUGACUGCUGCCAAUGGAAGGGCGUCCACUGCAGCAACAUUACCGGCCGUGUCAUCAGGCUCGAUCUCCAUGGACCAGAUUGCCACAACAGCAUUGUGCAGGUGCUUGGAGGUAACAUAAGCUCCUUGCUGCUUGGUUUACAACACCUACAGUAUCUCGACCUCAGCUGCAACAGGUUCGAGUUGCAGAUACCAGAGUUCUUAGGCUCCCUCUACAACUUGAAAUAUAUAGACCUAUCAAAUUCAUACUUCGUUGGAAGGGUACCCCCACAGCUUGGUAAUCUCUCCAACCUGCGUUACUUCAGUCUUGAUUCCACUCUUGGUGACACAUACUCCAGGGAUAUCACGUGGUUGUCCCGGUUAACUUCCCUUCAACACCUAGACAUGACAUUUGUAAACCUUAGUACAAUUGCUCAUUGGCUUCCGGUUGUGAACAUGCUUCCAUUUCUAAAAAUUCUCCGUCUUGGAUAUUGCGAUCUUACAAGCAGCCCUGAUUCUCUUCAGUUUUCAAAUCUGACAUCUCUUGAAAUACUUGACCUUCCGGCCAAUGACUUCCUCAAACGUAGCACGCCAAACUGGUUUUGGGGUUUAACUAGACUUAAGUAUCUAGAUAUAUCAGCGAGUGGUCUCCAUGGGCCGUUUCCCGACGAGAUAGGUAAUAUGACCUCCAUGGUUAGACUUGAUUUAUCAAGCAAUGACCUGGUGGGCAUGGUACCAACUAGCAUGAAGAAUCUUUGUAACUUGGAAGAGUUGUUUCUGUUUGAAAACAACAUCAAUGGGUGCAUAGCAGAAUUCUUCCAACGCUUACCUAGUUGUUCAUGGAAUAAGUUACAAACAUUGGAUCUACCUUUUACCAAUCUGACUGGAAGUCUGCCAACUACGCCAGUACCCUUAAGCAACCUGACAAUCCUUGAUCUAAGCUGUAACAAGCUCACAGGCCCCCUGCCGUUGUGGAUAGGAGAGCUCACAAAGCUAAAAUCAUUGUACCUUGGCUCCAACAACCUGGAUGGGGUCAUACAUGAAGGUCAUUUAUCGCGUCUAGACAUGCUAGACGUGUUGACAUUGUCUGACAACUCCAUAGCCAUCGUAGUCAGCCCAGCUUGGGUUCCUGCCUUCAAUCUAACAACACUUGAACUUCGAUCCUGCCAGCUAGGGGCCAAGUUUCCAAUGUGGCUUAGAUGGCAAAGACAACUAUAUAGUCUCGAUAUAUCAAACACAAGUAUAUCUGACAUGUUGCCAGAUUGGUUUUGGGUUUCAACUUCCUCAGUAUUUUAUAUCAAUAUCCGAGAUAAUAAGAUCAGAGGAGUCCUCCCAUCAACAAUGGAAUUUAUGAGAGGAAUAGCAAUGGAUUUUAGUUCUAAUCAGAUCACUGGUCCAAUUCCUAAGCUUCCUACAAAUCUAUCCAACCUAGAUAUCAGUAGGAACAAUUUAGUAGGACCAUUGCCAUUAGACUUUGGAGCGUCGGGACUUCAAACACUUGUUCUGUUUGACAAUUGUAUCUCAGGAAACAUACCAUAUUCUCUGUUCAAAUUGCAAUCACUCAGUCUGUUAGACAUAUCAGGAAACAAUCUAACUGGGUCAGUUCCAGAUUGCCUAGACAAUGAAUCCACAACAAACACAACUAGUCUGAGUAUUCGUAACCUAAGCUUGAGAAACAACCACCUCUCUGGUGAAUUUCCUUCAUUUCUCCAAAGCUGCAACCUACUCAUCUUUCUUGAUCUUUCAAAUAAUCAUUUCUUUGGGACUUUGCCAACAUGGAUUGGGCAGAAAUUGACGUCGUUGGCAUUCUUACGUCUGCGAUCAAAUAUGUUUUAUGGCCACAUUCCAGUGGAGCUUAUGAAGAUCAGUAAUCUUCAGUAUUUGGACCUUGCCUACAACAAUAUAACUGGGAGCAUACCAACAUCCAUUGUUAACUUCAAAGGGAUGAUACUAAUGGGAGAUGACGAUGCUGGAUAUGAAGAAGCAUUUGGCCAUGGUUUGGCAAUCGGUGAUAAUGAAUUGGUGGACUACAGUGAGAGUACUCACAAAGGGUCAAGAGAGAUUAUAUACAGGAGAAAUCAUAUUUAUGGUGAAUCUUCAUUUAUCCUCAAAUAA